This is a messenger RNA of Phyllopteryx taeniolatus (common seadragon), 6962 nucleotides long. RefSeq names its product ATPase copper transporting alpha (gene atp7a). NCBI's taxonomy places the organism in Eukaryota, Metazoa, Chordata, Actinopteri, Syngnathiformes, Syngnathidae. Bases 300 to 4883 code for a protein of 1527 amino acids. The transcript has 23 exons. The record is from RefSeq and is a predicted model, not a curated record. Gene Ontology annotation, molecular function: ATP binding; ATPase-coupled monoatomic cation transmembrane transporter activity; ATP hydrolysis activity. Gene Ontology annotation, cellular component: membrane. Gene Ontology annotation, biological process: intein-mediated protein splicing; monoatomic cation transport.
CACGGUUGCCAUGGAUUUUUCUGGUUCAGCCACGCCCAUUUGUAGUGACGUCGCACGGUAGCAGUCCGUCAGUCACGUCGUUAUGAGAAAAGGAAACAAAAGAGCUCGACUGCGUUGAGGUUUGUCACAGUGACAAGCAACUAUUUUUGGAGACUAUUAUUAAGAGCAGUUUCCUCGACGCGCAGACAAUGCUGAGACAACUCGUCUGCAUUGUAGCACGCAAGGAAGGGUGACGACAAGAAGCAAGGUGGCUAAUGCUACUCCCCUAGUAGCUGACUGCCACUUUAGUUUUAAGAAUCAUGACACAGGAAGGCAGUGUGUGUGACGUCACCCUUGGUGUGGGGGGCAUGACUUGUGGCUCCUGUGUCCAAUCCAUAGAGCAGAAAAUUGGUUCUCUGCCAGGUGUAAUACACAUAAAGGUCUCUUUAGAGCAGGCGAAUGCCACAAUCAUUUUUAAUGACAGCCAACAGAGCGUAACAUCCCUGUUAGAGGCCAUCGAUGACAUGGGGUUUGAAUCAAGUUUAUCUACGUCCGGCGCGACCACGCCCGUUUGCACUGACACCCAGCUGAUCCCAACAUCAGGACUGACGUCUGCAGCUCGAAGGGAGGCUAUGGAGAUGCUGUCUCAGAUUCCAGGAGUACUGGAUGUCAGAGAGAGUCAGACGGAAGAGGGCCUCACCGUCACCUUUGCCUCGUCUUUGACAGCAGUGAAGGAGCUCACUGAAGUCAUUUUGAGCCUCUCGCCAUCUGAGAAUGCCACUCCUAGCAGCCCUGUGCCCAAAGACUUGCGCAUAUCGUCAUCUCACAACACCGAAACCAGAGCAGCGCUCUUGAAGAUGAGCAUUGAAGGCAUGACCUGUCAUUCCUGCACCACCACGAUUGAGGGGAAGAUUGGAAAAUUGAAAGGGAUUGAAAAGGUCAAAGUAAUUUUAGAUUCUCAGGAAGCUACGAUUGUGUACCUGCCUUACCUCAUCAGUGUUCAGACCAUCAUUGACCAGAUUUCUUUGGCCGGCUUUAAGGCCUGUGUAAAGUCUAAACCACGCCCUCUGCAAUUGUCCAUUGGUGAAGUUGAACGUUUUGCUGAUUCUCAAAAAACAAGUGCUUCUUUGCCAUUAGACACUUCUCAAGAGACAGAAAUCUUUAUUGACGCGACUCUGGUGGCGCUCAGGGUGAAAGGCAUGCACUGUCGAUCCUGUAUGGUCUAUAUCCAAGACAAUAUCUCCACGUUACCUGGUGUAUCCUCUGUGGUGGUCUCUCUCGAGGAGGAGAAAGCCUCAAUCUGCUUUGAUCCACUGAAAGUCACAGUGCCUCAGUUGCAGCAGGCAAUUGAAGCACUUCCUCCGGGGAACUUCAAGACUCAACCCUGGGACUCUUCUGGGCUUCUAAGCCCUCCAGCAAACUCCCCUCCACCUGCUUUAUCUUCACCUCAACCGUUUGAAGGAUUCCUGGCCAAACCUGCUGUAUCCCAAUCUUGUUUUAUCCAGCCUCUGGCAUCCAUGGCCAAGAUUCACAUUGAGGGCAUGACAUGCAAUUCCUGCGUCCAGUCAAUAGAAGGCAUGAUGUCUCAGAGGAAAGGUGUGAUGUCAGCCCACGUCUCUCUGGCCGAUCAGCAGGGCUUUUUUGAAUAUGACCCCCUGUUGACCUCCUCAGAAGAGCUGAGGGAUGCCAUAGAAGAUAUGGGCUUUGAUGCCUCCAUACCCGAGCCCAAUCCCCUCCCAACUGUGUCAUGUCCCAGAGUCCUCAAGUCUUCAAGUGUAGCACCAAUGAAAGAUAAGGAACUAGACAGCAGCCCCCUCAAACAGAUCCCCCUGGAUUGCAAAAGGGACAAGAGAGACAAGAACUCAAGUGCCGACAAGUGUUUCAUCCAGAUUCGAGGCAUGACCUGCGCGUCAUGUGUGGCAAACAUUGAGCGAAACCUCAAAAAUGAAUCUGGUAUCUACACCGUUCUGGUAGCAUUAAUGGCUAGUAAGGCCGAGGUGCGGUAUAAUGCCGAAAUGAUCGACCCUGUGAAGAUUGUAGAGUGUGUGAACGAGCUCGGCUUCUCUGCCUCAGUCAUGGAGAAUUAUGAAGGUUCAGAUGGAAACCUGGAAUUAGUGGUAAGGGGAAUGACUUGUGCUUCAUGUGUUCACAAAAUCGAAUCCAGCCUUAUGAAAGAAAAUGGGAUUAUAUAUGCCUCUGUUGCCUUAGCAACCAACAAAGCACACAUUAAGUACGACUCCGAAGUGAUAGGACCACGAGACAUCAUCAAGCUGAUUAGGAAUUUGGGUUUUGAAGCAUCACUGGUGAGAAGGGACCGUGCUGCCAGCCACUUGGACCACAGCAAAGAGAUACGACAGUGGAGGAAGUCUUUCCUGGUGAGCCUAAUAUUCUGUUUGCCGGUGAUGGGUAUGAUGAUAUACAUGAUCAUCAUGGACCACCAGAUGAACGUUUCACACCAGCACAACGCCACGGCCGAGGACCUCAACCUCUUCCAUGCCACCAUGUUCCUGGAGAGACAGUUGCUCCCAGGCCUCUCUGUCAUGAACCUCCUCUCUUUCCUCUUUUGUGUGCCUGUGCAGUUCAUUGGCGGUCGCUACUUCUACAUUCAAGCCUACAAAGCAGUGAAACACAGAUCUGCCAACAUGGACGUGCUUAUAGUCCUGGCCACCUCCAUAGCCUUCACAUACUCCUCCAUCGUACUAAUAGUGGCCAUGGUGGAGAAAGCAAAAGUCAACCCCAUCACCUUUUUCGACACACCACCUAUGCUCUUUGUCUUCAUCUCCAUGGGACGCUGGUUGGAACAGAUAGCCAAGAGCAAAACGUCUGAGGCUCUUUCCAAGCUCAUGUCUUUGCAAGCCACUGAGGCCACAGUGGUCACUCUCAAUAGCGAUUCAUCCAUUCUAAGUGAGGAUCAAGUGGAUGUUGAGCUGGUGCAGAGGGGUGAUGUGGUAAAAGUAGUCCCUGGUGGAAAGUUUCCAGUUGAUGGCAGAGUUCUUGAAGGACAUUCCAUGGCGGAUGAGUCUCUCAUCACAGGUGAGGCCAUGCCCGUGACAAAGAAGCCAGGGAGUGUUGUGAUUGCAGGCUCCAUUAACCAGAAUGGCUCUCUGCUGGUCAGCGCUACACAUGUUGGCAUGGACACCACGUUGUCACAGAUUGUCAAACUAGUUGAAGAGGCUCAGACCUCAAAGGCUCCUAUCCAGCAGUAUGCUGAUAAGAUCAGUGGCUACUUUGUACCCUUCAUCGUCGGCGUGUCAGUCCUCACUUUGAUUUCCUGGAUUGUAAUUGGGUUCCUCGAUUUCCCUCUUGUGGAAAAAUACUUUCCUGGUUACGACAAGAGCAUUUCCAGGACAGAGGCAGUGAUUCGCUUCGCUUUCCAGGCCUCCAUAACUGUGUUGUGCAUUGCUUGCCCCUGCUCCCUCGGUCUGGCGACCCCAACGGCUGUCAUGGUGGGCACUGGGGUUGGAGCCCAAAAUGGCAUCCUGAUAAAAGGAGGUGAACCUCUGGAAAUGGCACAUAAGGUCCAAUCAGUGGUGUUUGAUAAGACCGGGACCAUUACAUAUGGCGCUCCAGACGUUAUCCAGGUCAAAAUAGUUGUGGAAGGUAACAAGAUGCCUCGCUCUCGGCUGCUCGCCAUCGUGGGCACAGCAGAGAACAACAGCGAGCACCCUCUGGGAGCGGCUAUCACCAAGUACUGCAAGCAGGAGCUUGGCACAGACUCGCUCGGCAUGUGCACAGACUUCCAGGCCGUGCCGGGCUGCGGCAUCCGGUGUCUGGUCACCAACACAGAGAUGCUGUCAAAGCAUGGAGACAGCGACAGCGAGGACAACAACCAGCGCAACAGCAUGCUUGUUCAGAUGAGCGACACCCUCAUGUCCACCAGCUCCCAUCCUCUUAUCAUGGACCCACAGCCACUCAGCCUGGCCCAGACUGCAAGCUACAUCGUCCUCAUUGGCAAUCGUGAGUGGAUGAGGAGGAAUUGUCUGCAGAUCCCGCAUGAUAUCGAUAAUGCCAUGACCGAGCAUGAGCGCAGAGGACGCACCGCCGUCCUGGUUGCUGUAGACAAUCUGCUGUGUGCCAUGAUAGCCAUAGCGGACACAGUGAAACCGGAAGCUGAGCUGGCAGUCCAAACUCUGACCAGCAUGGGCUUGGAGGUUGUGUUGAUGACGGGAGAUAACAGCAAGACGGCACGGGCCAUUGCUGCACAGGUGGGCAUCAGGAAGGUGUUUGCGGAGGUGCUGCCCUCCCACAAGGUGGCCAAGGUGGAGCAGCUGCAGCAGUCGGGAAAGAGGGUCGCCAUGGUGGGCGACGGCAUCAAUGAUUCACCCGCUCUGGCCAUGGCAGACGUCGGCAUUGCCAUUGGAACCGGCACUGAUGUGGCCAUCGAGGCAGCUGACGUGGUCUUGAUUAGGAAUGACCUGCUGGAUGUGGUUAGCAGUAUCGACCUCUCGAAAAAGACAGUCAAGAGGAUCAGGAUCAACUUUGUCUUUGCUCUCAUCUACAAUCUGGUUGGCAUUCCCAUCGCUGCAGGUGUGUUCCUUCCUGUUGGUCUGGUGUUACAGCCAUGGAUGGGCUCUGCUGCCAUGGCGCUAUCUUCCGUCUCUGUGGUUUUGUCCUCGCUUCUACUCAAGUGCUAUACAAAGCCCAGCGCAGAGAAGCUCGAGACCCGGCUGGGCAGCGACAGGCGGCAUGGCAGCCUAUCUGACGUCAGCGUCCACAUCGGCAUGGGCGAGCUACGGCGAUCCUCGCCCAAGCUCAGCCUCCUCGACCGCAUCGUCAACUACAGCCGGGCGUCCAUCAAUUCGCUGCGCUCUGACAAGCACUCGAUCCACAGCCUGGCGCUCAGUGAGCCAGACAAACACUCGCUCCUGGUGGGGGAGCCUCCGUGCGACGAGGACGUCUGCUGAAGGACCCUGUCACAAAGUGCCCGAGGUAGCUGCGUUCUUCCCCCCUGUGCGUCUUCGCUAAUGGCGCUGUCUGGAUGGCAUCACACUUAACUCCAAGAGAGCGUGUGGGCCUUCGUUCGGAUCACGAGCACUUCAGAGCAAACCGGCUCAUUUGCUCUUCUCUCCCAUGUUUCUUUAUGUUGAGGUCAGAGCCCUCUGGCAUCCUCAGACAAGCCCUCCUACACGGCUAUGUAUCCAAAGACCUUUUCAUGUUUUAGUUCUUUUUCAUUCGUUGUUGUAUAUUAUAUUUAUAUUUAGCCGUAUUUAUCUUAUGUUCAUCUAAAUCUAUGUGGAAGAUCCAAAUGACACUUGAGAGUGAGUUGGAAACCGUGUUAGCCAAGUGCCAGUGGAAAGGCCAUCGUGGCAAAGUCCAGCACAUUCCAAAGAGAGCACCUUUGAUCCGACAGCGCUCACGUGCAUCCAUGACGACGUAUAGGCGUUCACUUUACUGGAUGUAAUCUGCUGUUAUCUUGUUACAUUUGUGCUGCUCAUUGUCAUGCAGUUUCUUCUUGAUGUCACACAAGUGCAUUUAGGCCAUUAGUACUGGUCGCAUGGCGUUAAUGUAGUGUCAUGUGUUACUGCUUCAAAGCUUCUUGUGUGUUGCAUAAGUUGUGGCACAUCUUACUAUAAUGGAUGGUUUACUGUUAGGCUACAUUACUGCUUUUUUUUUUCAUGCUUCACUUUUGGCGCUAUCUGCAUUUUUUAAAGUCAGCAUUUUGUCACACCAGAGUCCACGCCCUCUCUCUUUGGUUUUGCUGCUUUCCCAAUGACGUGUCUGAACUCCACUGAGCAUUAUCACACCGGCCUGUCCAAGCAACGCCCACAGAGUGUCACAUUCUGUGUACAUGUACCGUUAAAUAAAGUUAAGUGUGCCCUGAAUGUUCUAAGUCAGAAGUGGGGAACCUAGGGCUAUGACUCAUAAAAACAUUUAAUCCGCAACAGCAACCCCCCCCCCCACACACAAAAUGAGCCAAAAUGCUCAUAAUUUAUACUAAAUUAUAACAUUAAUUCAAUGUUAUAUGUUUUUGUUGAAAUUAGGAUGAAUUUGAAAAAACCUCCACCCCUGUUCUAAGAUACUGUGCCUUGGGAGAAAAAAAAAUAAUUUAAUGUAAUCAUGUUUUUUGUCACGUGCCUAAAGAUGGCAGGUUCAUCAUUCACAUAAAAAUCACAGAGUCGGUGAACUGCACAACCAAACGCCAUUUAAUUUUUAGAAAUACAGAAUUCUUAUGAUUUACUCCUUCACAUGAUCACUUGAGCUGUAUUUUUUAUUAAAUUUUUUGGGACAGUUUCCACUAGUUUGUGCAGUAGUUUGAGAUGUACAGCAUUCAAGAGGGAUUAUCUCUCAUUGGAUUCAAUUAUGUUAAGAAAAUCAAUGCAAGAAAAGUCAAGUAAACAUUAAAAUAGGAAUUUUGUGCUACUCCCUCAGCUGGUCAAAGGUUAACUAAACAACAUUGGUUGAAGGGUUACAAAAAAAUGAAACAAAAGUGCAGCAUUUCAUGUCAGCAUUCCAAUAUUGUGCUUUCGUGGACGAAGACUUGUCUGGAGCAGGAAAACGUUACAUUCAGUUCACUUUGACGACAAGAACAGAUGCCACUUCAUACCAGCUGGGAACACCUCUCUGGAAACACUAUUUAAAUCAAGUUACUCGUACAAUACACCAAUAGUAGAUUCAGAGACUAUUAAACAUCUUUACAGUGAUCACACCAUGAUGAUGAGCAAUGGAAUUGACAUUCACAAACAUUUGAUUUAAACGUGCAUUUGUUGGAUUAAAUUCGAUAUAGAAAAUAUCAAUCUAGGUUUUCGCUUGUGAUUUUUAUUUUUCUAUGUGUUGUUUUGUUUUUGCCAUCCCUGAUGUUUUACAAGUGGCCAGGUUCUCUGGCCAGAUUUAGAAUCAUGUGCUGUAUAAAUUAAAGUGACCACUACAGUCCAGGUAGGCGAGAUGGCGCCUGCUUAUUUUGAUAUUAAAUAUCCUCCUUUGAGUCUUAAACUUUAUGUAAUACUGAUAAAGCUUUCUACAAUUAAAUGACAUGAUGAUGAGAA